AUGUUCAACGGUGAAUCUCUAGAGUCACAGCAGCAGACAGCCACUCUUGAAGAGACCGAUGACGAUGUCUCGGUGCGUAGCCUUGAAGCACUCUUACAAUGGAUUUAUCGACGCACUGUCAGCUUUGGGAUAGAAGACCCAGGAGAGCAUAUUUCGGCCGCCCUGGAGCUCGCAAGGCUUGCAGACAAGUACGAUAUUGUUAGGUUGGAAACUACAAUGGCCCAAUACAUCAAGAACAUCUUAAAAUCCAACCCUCAUCCACAGAGCCACAAUUCUUGGCGACAUGUUGAUAGCAACACUUACUAUCUCACACAUGAUCAUAUUGCCUCAGCAACCUUGUUGCCUCGAGAGCAUCCUGUCCGAAGUGUAUUUGCUGCAGCAUUUGUUGAAGGCUUCCUUCGAAGCCCAGAACACAAGUUCAGCAAAGAGAUUGACGCCUACCCUUCUUUCGGCGCCGACAUUCUCCAAGAGACUAGGCUUGUCCUACAUAGGGUGAAGCCCCUUCGGGCUGCCACUUUUGAAGACCCUAUCAGCGGAAAAAGUUCAGAGCUUAAUUCGGGCGUAUAUAUGUGGGAGUAA
Molecule: messenger RNA, 579 nt
Organism: Penicillium brevicompactum
Lineage: Eukaryota; Fungi; Ascomycota; Eurotiomycetes; Eurotiales; Aspergillaceae
Product: BTB/POZ domain-containing protein
Exons: 1
Coding region: 1-579 (192 amino acids)
Molecular function (GO): protein binding
Source: RefSeq, a predicted model, not a curated record